ACAAAUUAACUCUCGCAGCGGCAGCGGCGGCGGCCUGACACAGAAGCUCGGCUAAGCUAAGCUACGGCAGGAGCGACAGAAGCGACAGGGAGAGCAGCACGUUGGCUCGUCCGUUCUUGGAGUUGGAGUCGAGCGAGGGAGGAGGAGAGAUGAGGGCGAGGGUGGCGCUGGAGCCGCUGGCGGAGGAGCCGGGCGCCGAGGACGAGUCGGGGGCGCGGCGGCGGUCGGGGCUGCAGGCCACGCUGCACCGCUGGGCGCGCAUCCUGUCCGGCGGCGCCGCCGGGGACGACGCCCGCCCCGCCGCCGACCUCCGCGUGCUCCUCUCCGUCCUCGCCUGCCCCCUCUCCCCCGUGCCCAUCCUCCCGCGCCUCCCCCGACACGUGGCGUCGUCGGCGCAGUACAUAAUCGAGCAGUUCAGGGCGACGACGGGGUGCGGGAAGCUGGAGGGGACGGCCAAGAGCAUGUACGCGGCGGGCAAGGUGCGGCUGGCGAUGCUGCAGGAGCCCGCCGGGGCGGGCGGCGGCCACGCCAACGGCAGCGCCGGGCGGUGCCACGAGGGGAGCUUCGUGGUCUGGCAGCUCGCGCCCGGCAUGUGGCUCGUCGAGAUGGCCGUGGCCGGCCACAGCGUCGCCGCCGGCAGCGACGGCCGCGUCGCCUGGCGCCGCACGCCCUGGCUCGGCGCGCACGCGGCCCGCGGCGGCUCCCGCCCCCUCCGCCGCGCCCUCCAGGGCCUGGACCCGGUGAUGAUCGCGUCCAUCUUCUCGACGGCGGAGCACGCCGGCGAGAAGCAGGUCGACGGGGAGGACUGCUUCGUGCUGCGCCUCGACGUGGGGCCGUCCACGCUGUCGAGCUGGAGCGACGGCACGGCGGAGGUGAUCCGGCACGGCCUCACGGGGUUCUUCAGCCAGCGGAGCGGCCUCCUGGCGCGCCUGGAGGACUCGCAGCUCACCCGCAUCCAGUCCCCCGGCGCCGCCGCCAUGUACUGGGAGACCACCAUCGCGUCCACGCUCGCCGACUACCGCGCCGUCGACGGCGGUGUCACCGUGGCGCACGCGGGGCGGUCCACGGCGCACCUCGCCCGGUUCGGCGUCGGCGUGCGCGCCGCGCGGGUGGUGACGCGGAUGGAGGAGUCGUGGACCAUCGACGACGUGGCGUUCGACGUGCCGGGGCUCGGCCCCGACGCCUUCAUCCCGCCGGAGGAGGUCCGGCGGAGCCGCUUCUACGACGCCAUGGCCGCCGGCGGCGGCAAGUAAACCACUCGAUCGUACGCAGGCUCAGCAGAGUGGUGUAAGUGUAACACGUAGUAGUCCAGUAGUGUUUUGUUUAGUUUCGUCGGUGUGUCGAUUAUUGUCUGUGAUUGUGGCACGGAGAAAAUGCAAGCGCGUGUACAUACAUAUGUGUACCCUGGGUUUUUACCUA
Molecule: messenger RNA, 1419 nt
Organism: Triticum urartu
Lineage: Eukaryota; Viridiplantae; Streptophyta; Magnoliopsida; Poales; Poaceae
Source: RefSeq, a predicted model, not a curated record